Messenger RNA from Cladocopium goreaui, 417 nucleotides. Lineage: Eukaryota; Dinophyceae; Suessiales; Symbiodiniaceae. The record is from the annotation of a GenBank genome assembly.
CAGGCGUGCCAUCAAUGGUGGAAAGCCAUCCCUUCCGGCGGUCAAGGCCUUGUGCGAGUGUGUGAGGAAGGCGACCUCUUUGGGCUCUGCCGCGCUGCCUCCCUUGCAACGUCUCUAUGCCUGGCUCCUCUUUGAGACGGCCGCAGAUGUGCAGGAAUGGAUUGCGCAGGUGCGUGCGCACGAAGCUUUGGUCUCUGCUUUGGCGUUGCCCUGUCGGCAAGUCGCUCUUUGGAGCUGUCAUGUCAUCACUGGAGCUGCCAGCAACCACCAGAGGAACGCCAAAGCAUUUGCAAAGGCGGGUGCAGAUCAAGCCUUGCGGGGCUUUGCGGGGAGAUAUGUGCAGGAUGGUGAGGUCGCUGCAGCUGUUACGGGUGCUUUCGCCUCCUACCUGCAGUUGAGCCGCAGCUGAGGAAAACC